Dromiciops gliroides (monito del monte) is the source of this 5974-nucleotide messenger RNA. It is a transcript of the gene CCND2, whose product is annotated as cyclin D2. NCBI's taxonomy places the organism in Eukaryota, Metazoa, Chordata, Mammalia, Microbiotheria, Microbiotheriidae. The record is from RefSeq and is a predicted model, not a curated record. Gene Ontology annotation, biological process: regulation of cyclin-dependent protein serine/threonine kinase activity; mitotic cell cycle phase transition; positive regulation of G1/S transition of mitotic cell cycle. Gene Ontology annotation, cellular component: cytoplasm; nucleus; cyclin-dependent protein kinase holoenzyme complex. Gene Ontology annotation, molecular function: cyclin-dependent protein serine/threonine kinase regulator activity.
CCAAAACCUUUUCUAAUCUUGAGGAAAGGGGGGGCGGGGAGGGCAGAGGAGUAGGUGCCUUGGGAACGUCAUGGAGCUGCUGUGCUGCGAGGUGGACCCCAUCCGGAGGGCUGUGCCGGACCCCAGCCUGUUGUUCGACGACCGCGUUUUGCUUAACUUGCUCACCAUCGAGGAACGCUAUCUACCCCAGUGCUCCUAUUUCAAAUGCGUGCAAAAGGACAUUCAGCCCUACAUGAGGAGAAUGGUGGCGACUUGGAUGCUGGAGGUCUGUGAAGAGCAGAAAUGCGAAGAAGAAGUCUUCCCCUUAGCCAUGAAUUACCUGGACCGGUUCUUAGCCGGGGUGCCCACCCCUAAGUGCCGCCUACAACUUCUGGGUGCUGUCUGCAUGUUCCUGGCCUCCAAGCUGAAGGAAACGAUCCCCCUCACGGCAGAGAAACUGUGCAUUUAUACCGAUAAUUCUGUCAAACCCCAAGAGCUGCUGGAGUGGGAAUUGGUGGUAUUGGGCAAGUUGAAGUGGAAUCUGGCAGCUGUGACGCCUCAUGACUUCAUCGAACACAUUUUACGGAAGCUGCCCCUGCCGAAGGACAAGUUACUUUUGAUCCGAAAGCAUGCACAGAUUAUUGCUCUUUGUGCAACAGACUUUAAUUUUGCCAUGUACCCACCCUCAAUGAUUGCAACUGGAAGUGUGGGAGCAGCCAUCUGUGGCCUCCAGCUCGACAGUGAGGACAACGCCCUCUCAGAGCAUCUCACGGAGCUGUUGGCGAAGAUCACAAAUACAGAUGUGGAUUGCCUGAAAGCCUGCCAAGAACAGAUCGAGGCCGUGUUGGUGAACAAUCUGAGGCAAGUUCGACAAGAAGAGCAACAGAGAAAUCCUACAAAGACGGUGGAUGAACUGGAUCAAGCCAGCACCCCCACAGAUGUGAGGGACAUCAACCUGUGAGGAUGCCAAUGCAGAGAGAGAAAAAAAGAACAAAACAAAACAAAAAAACAGAGAGAGAGAGAGUAGUACUUGCUCUCCAGACUCCCAUUUGGGUGUUUUCUUCCUUUGUCGGGUUGUGUGUGUGUGUAUGUGUGUGUGUGUGUGUGUGUUGUUGUUGUUGUUGUUGUUGUUGUUUUAGAACAAAACUUUUUUUAAUCUGCUUCCACCUAGAAAUAUUUAAGUGUCUUUUAGAACAGAGAAAAAGAAACCUACAAAAAAAAGUCGAACUAUUAAACAUAUUCUGAUGCAUAUAAUGUUAAAAAGAAGGGAAUCGUGAUCUUUGUGACAAGUUACUAUGGUUAUAUAUAGUAAAAUGCUUAUAUGAAAGCAUACAAAGUAGCUAGAGAAAAUGUAUGCCUGCAGAUGUGGAAACAAAGCAGAUUAUCCUCAAUUUUUCCAUAUUAUGGACUAGUACAUACAUCCCCAAUUUAGAUGGGAGAAAAGAACUAUGUGAUUCAUGGUUUAAUUAGAUUGCAAAGCAAUGGACUAAAGGGGUUGGGGAAAUGAGGAAGUAAUGAGGGGGCAACACAGAAAGAUAAUUAUCUCUGAUGCAAUUGAACCAUUCUGGAUGCAAAAGUUCUUUGGCUUUCAAGUCGCCUUCAGUUUAAUUGGAAAUGUAUGUGGGAUUUCUUUGAGUUAGUUGUGUUUACUCCCAUCUGCAGUAACUGCUGCCAAGGAAAGAAAGAUGCUUUAUUUUGCCAGGCAGACACAGGUGAUUGGUUCCUGAAUGUGAUUGAUGUGUUGCUUCUCCUUUAAACAUGGCCUGCCAUAGACAGCAGUACCACGUUGUCAGUGUGUAAGGGAAAGCCUGACUUUGGGACAUUCCCUGGGGUCUUGUUUUAAAGCAGAAAAACAGGACCAGAGUCUGAAUUGCUGCAAUAACAAGGGUGAUGAGGUCUUCACAUCCUUCACCAGUCCAAAUUAAUUCCAUGGACUGAUUAACAUUUGUUAUCCACAGCUCAGCAUUAUUAUAAACCAUUCCAUUCAAAAAAGCACUUUGAAAAUUAUUCUUGAGGGAUAGAUGGGAUGGUUUAUGAAAAUCAUGUGGAAUUAUGGUUAGAGAGGAGUUGAAAAAUGCAGUCCUCCUCUCCCCCCUCCCAGAUCUGUAUUCUUAUUUCUAUAUUGCAUCUGAUAUACUCUCUCAGUAGCUCCUGCAUUAAUGCUGGAAGAUGAGAGACAACCCCAUUCAGGUGACAUUCCCAUCACAACAUUCCUGAUGAAAUUCCAAAGGGAAAAAAAAAUGUUAUUCCUGUGUCACAGAAGGAUCUUAAUACACCUACCUGCACACUUCUCCUUUGGGCCUCAAAAGAAAAAUUACUGUUAGUGCAAAAGUCAGGUGACUGAACACCAGGGGCGCAGUGUUGGGUUUUGUUUUUUCCUUUUUUUUUUUUUGAGGGGGGUUGGUUAAUUUUAUUACAAAAUUGUAUUCAGUGUACUUGAAUUUUUUUCCACUUUGUUUCAAAGAGGGAGCAAAGGAGUUGGAGCAGCAAAAAAAAAAAAUUUGCACAGUUAUAUUAGGUGAUGGGGGUAUAUGAAGCUAUUGUUUGAAAUAUUGUUUGCAUUUUUUAAAAGAAAUCAUAAUGGGCUACUUUGAAGCAUUAUUUUAUAAACAGACUUGUGUCUGGCAAUAUGAGGGUUGAAAAUGCAAUUUUAAAAAAUCUUAGGGUGUCUUUCAUUUGUUUUUAUCUGUUGGGGUUUUUUUUUUGUUGUUUGCGCUGCUAAGAAGCUAUGAUCCUUCAUUUUUAUCCACAUUAACAGUACUUAGCUGUAAUGUUUCACUGAGUGUGCUGCUAUUUUAUAAACAUUUUGAUAAUAUAUUAUUUUACUGCUUAAAUUUCAAAUCCUGAAGCAGGUGGUUAAGUUGAGCUUAUAAGUUCUGUGAUUUACUGGAAAAGCCCGUGUACGCCUUUUGUUUUUCUCUGAUAUAGUGUAUUCAUUUUUUUUUCCUGCUCAUAUCCUGCAAAAACGGCAUUUACUUUACCUCAGGUUUACUGGAUACAAAAUAUAAGGUUCACACUCUUUUUUUUUCCUAAUACCUCACAACCUUCUGUUGGGGAGCCUUUUCGAAUCCUUGAUAUAGGAGAUGAGGAAUAAUCUCUUCCUUCCGCCUUAGAAAGAAGACAGGGCCACUUUAGCUAGCCUAGGAAGGGGGCAGCUUGUCUGCUGAGAACCAUUUCUGACCACAAGGACAUAGAUUUUGGCUUCCAUUUUGACUUCGGUUAUCCUCAUCAUCAUAGUGGAAAAAAUACACUGAACCCAAGGGAGUCCCUCCAGGGCAUAUAUUUAUUCACCAGCAACUAUGCAGUGGAUUUAGAAGUCAGGUGUCAGGAAGAGAGAAUAAAAAUGGAUCUUGGCAGCUUGUUUGCAGAUCCAUAUUUUUUAUGCCUUUAAAGAGGAAAAAGCCUUCCCCUUAUCCCUUCUGUUCAUGCAGGGUCUUUUAUUGCAAACAGUCUCUCCCUCCUUCCCCAAUCUCUGACCCACUAAAUGACAAACACCAAAGCUGGAAUGUAAUUUUUAUAGUGAUGGCUCCUUCUACCACGGGCAAACCAAAGCCCUCUGCCAGGGGGUACAAAGCAAAUUUCAUAUGGAGGAUUUAGGUCUUAAUUUGCUGUUCCCUGAACUUGGGAUAACUAGAGCACCAAGAUAAACCAAGAGGAAAGGACCGUGAGUCCAGUAGGAACCAUCGGUGAUUAGAGUUCGUUUCUCCAUAAUCUUAACGGAAAGGACACACUGCUUCGCUCUAAAGGUUAACUUCUGCAUAUGUGAAUGAUUGAUUCUGUCACACUGGGCUUUUUUUUAUUGGGGGGCAGGGAUUCUCACCCUAAGAUGAAGGCCGAGAAUCCAAUCAGCAAGCCAGCCCCCAUUUAUUUAAAUGUUCAUUUUGGGCAGGAUCCUUUUAAAAUUCACAAUGAAGAGAGUUGGAAACAAUAAUAUCCAAAUGAGGAAGGGGCAAGAAAUUGGGUACUUCUCAACCUAAACCCACUUCCUAUCCCCAGCUCUACUGGAGCUAGCUUUUCCUUUCCCUUUUUACUUUUAAUAUCAUAUAGGCCUGUGUCAUAAAGUCAGUUUUGAGGAAGCAGACUACUCGGAGAAAAGAAUCCUGAGUUAGGAAACUUUGGCCUUUUCUCCCUUGCCACUGUUUCUUUAAGAGAAGCUUCUGUUCCAGGCUCCAGAUUGCCCAUUAACUUUAGCUUAUUCCUUUGUCCCUUAAUCCCAUCAAAGGAGUUGUGCCACCAGGUUUUUUUUUUUCCUUUUAUCUAUUCUCCCUCCCUUCUUCCUUUCUUUUCUCUCUAUUGAGAGCUGUUUGAACUUUUUUAUUUUUAUUUUUUUGCAUUGUGGUGCUUUCCAUCCAGUUUAGUCAAAUCCUUACAAAAAAAAACACCACCAAAUAUAAUAACAUAAUAUGAUAUAAUACAGGUUCAUAAAAACUAAGGAACCUCUCCCCACCAGCACCACCACACAGCAGUCCUCCCUAAGGGGAAAAAAAAGGUAACACCUACCGAGGAAGCCCAACCCUGGGGAAUGCUCUGGGGAGUUACUUUCAAACAGCUUACAAUGUCUACAAUUCAUCUGCCUCCUUAUUAGCUAAAUCAGGGAGCCCCUCACUGGAUGCAGUGAGGGCCAAGAGGGUUGUUCCUAGGGCAGAGAUUUAAAUGGCCAGGUCAGAGGAUGGACCUGUUUCUGAUACCACACGCUCUCUGUAGCAUUCUGGGUUUUCCUUAAGAAGAAGCUAUAUUUUUACUUAGUUUGGAACCUUAAGAAUCUGUUUAGAUAAUGUUCUGAUGUCCAUACAACAAACAAUAUGACACUGUAGUACCUUAGGGACUUUUUUAUAGAGAGGAAGCAGAAUUCUCAUUCUAUGUGACCCUGAGUAGGGCUAUUGAGAGGAAAAUGGCCAAUUGCACCUUAUAACAUGUACAUAUUACUUUUCUAAAUUUUUUAAAAUUGGGUUGGAAGAUGAGGAUGGAGAGAAUAUUUGAGCAAGCCAACUUGAGAUUGACCAGACUUCCAGGAUAUCAGGAUUUCUCCUGGCAUAGUCCAGCCUUUGAAGUAGUCCAACCCUGUGCAUAGCUUUAAAGGGGGUAAAUUAAAGUUAGAUGCCCCACCCAUUCUCCCUACCCCCUCCAGAAGUGAUAUUCAGCAUAUAGAAUAAAUAGAGGUCUACUAGGAUAAAACUCAGAACAUCCUUCAAGGGAUGUUGGAGGUCAUAUGUAUUUACAUAAAAAUGAUUGGAGGAACUUUAUUACUCCAUCUACUUUGUAGUGUCGAAUGAUUACAAACUCUAAACACCUGGUAUCUUUGAAUCAACAAGAACUAUGCCCACACAUUAGAAUGUUGUUGGUUUGGGGCUCCCCAUUGUCAAAUAAAUAAAUGCACGAUCUCACUACAUCUUUUAGCCUUAGCUUAUUACUCUUUCUAUACAGCCCACUUUGGUGGGAGAAAGGGUUGAACAGAAGUCCUUGAAGACUAUACUCUUUACAGCAUGCUAAAUAUUCUGGCAAGCCCCUGCCCUUAAUAAAACAGAUGUGUUUCUUGCUUCUGACCACUGCCCAUAAUUUGGCAACUCUUAAAUUCCCAUCAAAUACAAGGCCACUGGAUUUUUUCCAUUAUGUUUCAUUACCACGUACCUCAGUUAACUCAGUUGCAGAGUUUCCGGUCUUUAACUUUUUUUUUCUUCUGCUUUAAUGAGUGUGAUGCCACAUCAUUUCAAUUUUCUUCUAUCACAAUGGGCUCUUUAAGAGGCAUGAUUGUUUUACAGGUGGGGGGAUGCUAAAGAGUGCUGUUGUAGACAUGCUCCAUGUGAAUAAAGUACAUGAGGUGGCCUUCUUGUAUCAGACUGCGACAUGUAGCUGAUUGCCUCUUCAGAAGGCUGAUUUGUUCAGUGUUUUUAAAAUUAAUAACCUGUUCUUCCAACUAGUUUGAAGUUGGAUUUGAGAAAUGGUUUUGAAUGCAAUUAGAUAUGCUGUAUGGACAAUAAACUCACCGUGACCUAAA